This is a messenger RNA of Batrachochytrium dendrobatidis JAM81, 2363 nucleotides long. RefSeq lists its product as uncharacterized. Gene Ontology annotation, molecular function: protein kinase activity; ATP binding. The transcript is spliced from 15 exons. The record is from RefSeq and is a predicted model, not a curated record. Gene Ontology annotation, cellular component: cytoplasm. Bases 14 to 2338 code for a protein of 774 amino acids. Gene Ontology annotation, biological process: protein phosphorylation; tRNA export from nucleus. Lineage: Eukaryota; Fungi; Chytridiomycota; Chytridiomycetes; Rhizophydiales.
AAACUGCCCAAACAUGACUUCGUUUGUCUUGGAUUUUGCCAAAUCAACUCUCUCCAAGGCAUUGGGUUCCCAGCAACCUAAUCUCCUUUUUUCUAUUGGACUGCCAACUUCUCAGCAACCGGAAGAGUCACUCUGGGUUCUUCACACUGGAAUCAAAAAGGACGACCAACAACCUGUAUCAGUAUUCAUCUUUGAUUGCAACUUGCAUCGAGAUAAACUGGAUCUUGCUCAAAACGCACUUCGUCGGGCAAAAACUAUCCGUUAUCCUGAUAUUUUACGCUAUAUAGAUGGCUGCGAAACUGAGACUCAGAUUAUUAUUGGAACUGAGUCGGUAACCCCACUCAUUCACGAUCAGUCAAAACUGCAAGAUGCAAAUCUUGUAAGUUUAGGUCUAUUCAAGCUUGCGAGCGCUUUGAAGUUUUUGACACAAGACUGUGCGCUUAUUUAUGCUAACGUGCGACUUACCUCUAUUUUUUCAACCCAAUCGGGUGAGUGGAAACUUGGCGGAUUAGACUUUCUUAGCUCGCUCAAGGACGAAAACCCACCCAUCUUUCGACAUGCCAUCAUGAUCUCGUCUCAGGAGCAUACCAUUCCACCAGAGGUAGUCAAGAGCUCCACCUCGGUUUUAGCAAGCCAACCUAUAACGUCUCUGGAUAUCUGGGGAUUCUCCUGUUUAAUUCACGAUAUUUUUAAUGGUCAGACUGGCUUGGGAUCCAUUCCAUCAUCCAUGAUGUCAUUAUGCCAAAAGAUGCGUCAUAUCAAUCCCAAACUUCGUCCUACAUUUGACCAGGUUUUAAAGUCUGCUCAGGAUAAAGGAGGCUAUUUUGAUAACGAUUUUGUCAAAACCUCACUGUUUCUAGAACAAUUUUCUUUAAAGGAUCCUCAUGAAAAAAAUGCAUACUUCAAUACUAUCAAUACAUCCGUAGUAUUAUUUCCACUAGAAUUUUGCAAGUACAAGAUUCUUCCUGAACUGAUCAACGCUCUUGAAUUUGGUGGUGCCGAUGCCAAGGCUCUUGGACCUAUUCUCAAGAUUGGCUCCAGGCUAGACGAAUCAGCUUUUGGGACACUUAUUGUUCCUAUCAUUACAAAAUUAUUUGCGUCUUCUGAUCGCUCAAUUCGUGUAACCCUUUGCGAGAGUUUAGGUUCUUACAUUGGACAUCUUAGUCAAAAGAUUGUGUCAGAAAAAAUAUUUCCUAAUUUGGCAACCGGAUUUGGCGAUACUAGUGCAACUGUGCGUGAAAGUACACUCAAGUCUGUUUUGGUCAUUGCACCAAAGCUUUCGGAGCGUAUCAUCAACAAUGAUAUUCUUAGAUAUUUAGCAAAACUUCAAGCAGACGAAGAGCCAGGAAUUAGAACAGUUGAGUACUUGCUAGUUGUUGGGAAUUGUACCCACAAUACCACAAUCUGUCUAGGAAAAAUCAGUAUUUAUAUGAGUGAUUCGAUCAAGAAAAAAAUACUUUCUACUGCAUUUAUUCGUAGUCUUCAUGAUAGAUUUCCCCCAGCUCGAAAAGCUGGUUUGAUGGCGCUUGCAGCUACAAUCGAUUGCUAUGAUCCAUCAGAGAUUGCUCAAAAGAUUAUUCCUAGCAUCUCUCCGCUUAUCCUGGAUCAAGAAAAAGUCAACCGUGUACAGGCAUUAAAGAAUAUGUCUCUUUUUAUAAAAAAGCUUGAAAGUGCAGCCGAAGAAAUGCCUGAAAGUGCGGUUCAAGCUGUACCAAAGGAAGCAGAAACUUUUUCCAACAGCCCUUCUACAGGAGGUGGUGCCAAUGAUGGAUGGGCUGGAUGGGCCAUUUCAGCCAUGUCUUCGCGUAUUGCAACAUCCAUGAGCAUAUAUGAUACUAAGCCUGAUGGAACAUCUGCUUCUUCUAUACUCGAUCCAACAUCUGACGAGAAAAAUGUCAAGACUUUGACCCCAUCUACCACUUUUGCAGCUACAGAUUCAUUCAAGUUUGACACUGAUGCAGGUAAUACAACAGCUGGAGCUUUUGCUAAUCCUCAUUUGGAAAGUGCUUUGGCGGCUGAAACAACAAACGGGUGGGAUGACAGUGGUUGGGAUAUAGACGAGUCAAUGCAGCCUAAAAGUCCAGUUCAAGACCCUACUAAAAUGGUUUCUCCCACAAACGCAGCUUCAAAGGAUUGGGAUUCAUGGUCAGAUAACUGGUCAUCUCAGCCAAUAUCUAUGGGACCUAAACCAGUAUCGUCAUUUUCGAAUACCAACUUGAAAUCUACCACGGCAUCUAGCAAUCGCGAGGAAGAGCGACAAAAACGUCGUGAAGCUCUUUUAGCACAACGCGAGGCUAGAAAAGCCGCAAGACUUGGAACAAAACUCACCGAGUUAUAAUAAACUCUUACACUUGUAUUCACGC